CCUGUAUGAAAUUGCCAACUCUCUAGUUUAUUCAGUUUAUGAAAUCUUUAGCAAUAAAAUAAAAAGCAACGAUAUUAGGAAUAUAGAUACUUUGUGAUCAUGUCGAUGUCAGCAGUUUUUAUCUUAGAUGUAAAAGGAAAGGUUUUGAUUUCAAGAAACUACCGUGGUGAUUUAGAAAUGUCUGUUGUUGAAAAGUUUUUUCCAUUGGUCUUGGAUCGUGAAGAUGAGGGCAACUCUUCGCCCAUUAUAAUUCAUGAGAGUGCCACAUUCACUUACAUUAAACACAAUAAUCUUUACAUUGUUGCCACAACGAAGAAGAACGCGAACGUUGCUUUAAUUUUUUCCUUCUUGCACAAGCUGGUGAAGGUAUUUAUGGAGUACUUUAAAGAGAUGGAGGAAGAAAGUAUCAGAGAUAAUUUCGUUAUCAUAUACGAGCUUAUGGAUGAACUUAUGGAUUUUGGCUAUCCUCAGUUCACUGAGAGCAAGAUAUUACAGGAAUAUAUCACUCAAGAAGGGCAUAAGCUUGAGGUGGCUCCUCGUCCGCCUGAGGCAUUAACCAAUGCGGUGUCUUGGAGAGGACAAGGAAUCAAGUACAGAAAAAAUGAAGUGUUUUUGGAUGUUGUUGAAUCUGUUAAUUUACUGGUAAAUUCAAACGGUAAUGUCCUUCAGAGUGAAAUAAUAGGCGCAGUAAAGCUUAGAUGCUAUCUUUCGGGAAUGCCAGAACUAAGACUUGGUCUCAAUGACAAAGUGCUGUUUGAAAACACCGGAAGAGGUAAAAGUAAGGCUGUUGAACUUGAGGAUGUCAAAUUUCAUCAGUGUGUUCGAUUGUCCAGAUUUGAUAAUGAUCGAACCAUUUCCUUCAUUCCACCUGACGGAGAAUUCGAGUUGAUGUCUUAUCGUCUCAACACACAUGUGAAGCCUCUGAUUUGGAUUGAAUCUGUCAUCGAAAAGCACUCCCAUAGUCGAGUGGAGUACAUGAUCAAAGCCAAAAGUCAAUUCAAGCGACGUUCCACGGCAAACAAUGUCGAAAUUCAAAUUCCAGUGCCAGCCGAUGCAGACUCGCCAAAGUUUAAGACAACAGUUGGAACUGUUAAGUAUGCUCCCGAAACUAACAUCAUCUUAUGGAACAUUAAAUCAUUUCCAGGUGGAAAAGAAUACUUGAUGCGAGCGCAUUUUGGACUGCCAAGUGUUGAAGCUGAGGAGUCGCAGGGUAACCCACCAAUCAAAGUGAAAUUUGAAAUUCCCUACUUUACCGUAUCUGGAAUACAGGUUCGAUACCUCAAAAUUAUCGAAAAGAGUGGCUAUCAAGCCCUGCCAUGGGUGCGCUAUAUUACACAAAAUGGAGAUUACCAAUUGCGUACUACGUGAAGAACUUCGAAAAUCAAAAUGACAAUCACAAUCGGUUUAUUGAAAGGUGAACAAUGCGUUUACCUAUACUAAUGUAGGCUGGCGAAUUAAGCAAUGAACUUUUUUUGCCAUCUAUGAAUAGUUGACUGCCAUAAUACUCAAAAAAGAUUUGUUUUGUACCUUAGGAAACUUGUUACACGGGGGGGGAGGGGUGGCUUGAACAUGGUUCAUGAAAAUGACAAUAUUAUUUUUUUGCGUUCAUUACGAA
Messenger RNA from Xenia sp. Carnegie-2017, 1615 nucleotides. Its product is annotated as AP-1 complex subunit mu-1-like. Gene Ontology annotation, cellular component: clathrin-coated vesicle; clathrin adaptor complex. NCBI's taxonomy places the organism in Eukaryota, Metazoa, Cnidaria, Anthozoa, Malacalcyonacea, Xeniidae. Bases 100 to 1368 code for a protein of 422 amino acids. Gene Ontology annotation, biological process: intracellular protein transport; vesicle-mediated transport. Gene Ontology annotation, molecular function: clathrin-cargo adaptor activity. The record is from RefSeq and is a predicted model, not a curated record. The transcript is spliced from 14 exons.